UCAAUCAUUCUGCAUUGGUAAGAAACGUUGCAACCCUAGUCGUACCUUUCUCUCUCACUCUUCCCGACUGCUCUGCCUCUCCGUCCGCCGGCAAACUCCACUCCACACAUCCGCCGCCGCCGCCCCGCCCUAGAAUUUAGCCUCGCUCUUAAUAUAAGAUAUCCAGCGCCGCAUUCUUCUGCUUUGAUUAAAAUAAUUAUUCAUAGAAAUCAUGGGGACGGGAAGAAGGAAUGAGGGUAGUGGUGAUCGAAUAGAUAGUCCGUGCGAUGUAGCCGGCGCUCCGCCAAAAUCGCCGUGGAAAACUUCCGCCGUCGCUACCCCGGCGGUGGAGGCUGAUUCAGAGUCGUGGCCUGCACUCUCUGACGCACAACAAAAGCCUAAGAAUAAUGGACCUCUCGAUCCUAACUCUGCGAAUUCGCCUCCUUUGCUGGCGCAGGACGAGGAUGAUGCUUGUGGUGGUUCGCCGGCUGCUGCUUCACGGGCUACAGUUGAGCAGCAAAAGUUCCAGCCGCGUGGUAACAUCAAAUCUCCUCGUAGGCCGAACAAUACACAUCAAAAUAAAGUUUUACCCAAGCAUGGUCCAAAUGUUAUGCCUCCAUUUCCUGUGCCUUUACCCUAUUAUCCCCAAAUGAUCGCUCCAGUUUCUCAUGCUGUGGUUCCCAUUCCACUGCGAAUAGCUGUCCCUGGAUAUGCUUAUCAGCUUCCCCCUGGAGCGCAACUGGUGAGGCCUGGUAUUGAUCCAGCUCAAUCUUUUGUUCCUCCAGUAAGCGGAGAUUAUCAGCCUUCACCAGGCUCUGAUUCAAGUGCACAUGAUCCAAGUUCUACUGGAAGAAGGUCAAAUACAAAAGAACAAGGUGGCCAGACGAACCCUGCCUGGAACACACAGCGACCAGUUGGUUCUAAUAACUUCCCCAUGGAACAAACUAUGAGGCAAAGACCACUUAUGAGGCCGCCAAUUUUUGGACCAGCUGGCUUUAUUGAGGGGCCAAGCUUCUCAGGUCCACCAGGAGCAAUCUAUUACCAUCCUGCUGCACCUCCAGGCUCUGUAAGAGUGCCUUACCUACCAUACUUAGUUCCAUAUCCUUUAAGUCCUGGAUUUCCCAUGCCACCUUCACCUAAUGCAGCCUUGAGAGCUAAUGUUUUGAAGCAAAUUGAAUAUUAUUUCAGCGAUGAGAAUCUGCAGAAUGAUUAUUAUCUGAUUUCAUUGAUGGAUGACCAAGGAUGGGUUCCAAUAUCAACUAUUGCCGAGUUUAAAAGGGUUAAAAGAAUGAAUGUGGAGGUCUCAUUUAUCCUUGAUACCCUGCAAUCUUCAAACUCUGUUGAAGUGAAGGGUGAGAAGGUGAGAAGACGCAAUGAAUGGGAGAAGUGGAUUCCAACCACCCUGAAAAAAAAUGAAGUUACAGAUGCUGUGGAAAGGGAUGACCAUAAUGAAAAUAAAAGGGAUAAUUAUGAUGGCUUGCCAUUGAAUGAGGAUGCUACAAAACAAUCAAUUGAUAAUGAUAUUGUGCUAAGUAAGAAUAAGGCUCUUUCAAGUGGCGAAGCACAAAAAUUUGCUCCAAGAGAUAGUACUUCAAGCAUCAAGUUGGAUUCUAACAAUGAUAGGCCAAAAUUUGCAUCCAUCUCACAAGAAGAUGAUUCUGCCAAGUCUGUUGCCCCAGUCAGCUGUGAAAAUUGGCAAUCACCCGCACCUUCAAAUCUCAAGAGCAAAAAUUUGGAGGACUCUUCCAAUGAUUAUUCAAGCACAUUUAUGCUUGAUGAGGAGCUGGAACUGGAGUAUAAAGAGGUUAUGACUGAUACAGCUGGAAGGGUGGAUGAUGAAGAUUACGAAAUCACUGGUCAUGAUCAUGCUGUUGAUAGGCUUGUAAUUGUCACUCAGAGUUCCCGAAUAAGUGAAUCAGUUGAUGAAGAAUCACAAGCCAUAUCUUCUGAGCUUGCUUCUGCUAUAAGUGAUGGGCUCUACUUUUAUGAGCAGGAACUAAAAUCCAAGCGGUCUCAUCGCAGGAGACAUAAUAAGCCUAUUAGUGAAAACAGGGAUGAUAACUCUAGAAAUUCUGCCAACAGUCCUACUGUACUGGACAUGAAGCUUCUUGAUCAUUCUGCUGGAAAGAGUAGCUCUGAAGGUCCAGAAAAUUCUAAUUCUCAAAGGAAGCACAACAAAGGCAGCUCAAAGCAGCAGAUGCAUUCCUUCCAGAAACAGCGACUUUUCUACGGGAAUCAUAAAGCUCAUGGAAGUACUCGCAACUCUCACAGGGUUGUCACUGAAAGUCCACCAAGCAAUGCAGUUGGUUUUUUCUUUGGUUCCACACCUCCUGAUAGUCACGGGUUCAGGCCCUCGAAGUUGAGUGUGUCACCUCAGAGCCAUCUUUCAGGAAGUAGCCCACCAGUUGGGUCGAUACCAAAAUCAUUUCCGCCAUUUCAGCAUCCAAGUCAUAAACUUCUAGAGGAAAAUGGUUUCAAACAGCAACUGUACAAAAAGUACCAUAAACGGUGCCUCAGUGAACGAAAGAAAAUGGGCAUUGGUUGCAGCGAGGAGAUGAAUACACUUUACAGGUUUUGGUGUUAUUUUUUAAGGAACAUGUUUGUCCCUUCGAUGUACAAUGAAUUCAAGAAGUUGGCUCAAGAAGACUUUGCAGCUGGUUACAAUUACGGAAUGGAGUGCCUAUUCAGGUUUUAUAGUUACGGCUUGGAGAAGGAAUUUAAAGAGGAUCUCUACAACGACUUCGAACAGCUGACGCUUGAUAUCUACAAAAGAGGCAACCUUUAUGGCCUAGAGAAGUAUUGGGCGUUUCAUCAUUACCGUGAAACCCGAGACCAGAAAGAGCCGCUGAAGAAGCAUCCGGAGCUGGACAGACUGCUGAAAGAAGAAUAUCGGAGUUUGGAUGACUUCAACCGCGCCAAAGCCAAGAAUGCUGCUGCGGGUCGACAAGCAGAGGCUCCUUAAUUAAGGUGUGUUUGUUGUGCCUAUGCAAAAGCAUGAACUGACAGAGAGAGUAUGAAAUCAAGUUUUGGGGAGAGAAAUUCUAACAGGAUGGCAAUAUAUAUAUAUAUAUAUAUAGAGAGAGAGAGAGAGAGAGAGAGAGAGAGAGAGAGAGAGAGAGAAUCUGGAAUUGUGGUGGUCCAUUUGUUUUGUUUUUUUAUCCAGCGCAGAUGGAUUGGGUAUUUUAAGGAUGUUGUAUUUUUGUACAUUAACUAUAACAGCAGGGUGCCUGUGCCUUGGUUGCUUUAUAGCCCCCAGCCUGAAGAUGAUAUAUAUAUAUAUAUAUAUGAUCCAGAUCAA
This is a messenger RNA of Andrographis paniculata, 3277 nucleotides long. RefSeq names its product la-related protein 1A-like. The transcript is spliced from 15 exons. Gene Ontology annotation, biological process: mRNA stabilization. NCBI's taxonomy places the organism in Eukaryota, Viridiplantae, Streptophyta, Magnoliopsida, Lamiales, Acanthaceae. Gene Ontology annotation, molecular function: RNA cap binding. The coding region runs from base 212 to 2941 and encodes 909 amino acids. The record is from RefSeq and is a predicted model, not a curated record.